CUACGUUGUUUCCGGUUUUAUGUUUGGUUAUGGCUGCCGUAUAAACGUUAACUACCUCACUCACCUUAGCGCAGCGUCAAGUUCGAAGUACAACCCCUGCUACUUUGAUAUGGCCGCUGCUUUGAAAUGGUUUAGUCCUGGUCGACUCGUCAGAAUUACUCGUGCUGCAAAAGUGUUUAGCUGCCCCAGUGUUCAACUGCAUGUAACCGGAUCAGCCAUGGGUGUUUCAAUGGAAGACUUCAAUAAUGCUAAGCAGAGGCUGUCCAGUCUGAAGAAUGAUCCUGGCAAUGAAGUUAAACUGAAAAUUUAUGCACUCUUCAAACAGGCUACUCAAGGUCCCUGUAAUACACCUAAACCUGGCAUGUUGGAUUUCGUCAAUAAAGUCAAAUGGGAUGCCUGGAAGUCUUUGGGAUCUGUGUCACAGGAGGAAGCCAGGCAGCAGUAUGUGGAUCUUAUUUCUUCUUUGGAGAAAGCAGAACAACCUGAAAGAGGGGUAGCCCAGCCCGUAAAUGAAACAUCCUCCUACGAGACACUGCUGGUGUCUACAAAGGACAAAAUCACUACCAUUACCCUGAACAGACCACAAAAGAAGAAUGCCAUCACAGUUGAGAUGUAUAAUGAAAUUAUCAAAGCACUGGACCAAGCUGCUAAAGAUGAUUCGGUCAUCACUGUCUUCACAGGUAGUGGAGAUUACUACUGCAGUGGAAAUGAUCUCACCAAUUUCACCAAAAUUCCUGAGGGAGGGAUGGAACAGAUGGCCAAGGAUGCAGGAGAACUGCUGAGGCAAUAUGUGAAAGCCUACAUUGACUUCCCUAAGCCUCUAAUAGGCGUUGUAAAUGGUCCUGCUGUGGGAGUAUCAGUCACUGUGCUCGGCCUUUUUGAUGUGGUGUAUGCCACUGAAAGGGCAACCUUCCAUACCCCAUUUAGCCAGCUUGGACAAAGUCCUGAGGGGUGUUCUUCCUACACCUUUCCGAAGGUUAUGGGUGCUGCCAAGGCUAGUGAAAUGCUGUUAUUCAACAAGAAGCUCACAGCCACCCAGGCCUGUGAACAGGGUUUGGUCACUGAAGUCUUCCCCGACAGUAGCUUCCAGACAGAGGUGUGGACAAGACUGAACGCUUAUGCAAAAUUGCCUAGGAAUUCUCUAGCCCUUUCUAAGCAACUGAUUCGGACUGCAGAGAGAGACCGCCUCCAUUCUGUCAAUGAUCAGGAAGUGGAGCGGCUGGUCGAGCGCUGGCUUUCGGAUGAAUGCAUGCAGGCCAUCAUGAGUUUUUUCCAGGCCAAGUCAAGGCUGUGAGAGGAAGAAGGCUGAACACCAUCUAGCAUACAGUAUCCUGCGAUCACAUUUUGUAAUUGAGAAUGUUAGUUUUGUAUGCCACUGAGUAAUUGCCAUUCUUUUUAAAUGCCAUUUGGAUGUUUGAUAUAUAGUGUAGUGAAAUUAAAGAAUGGAAUUGUAAUGAAAUUUCCAUUUAGACAUGUCUUUAACAUGUCAUGACGAUCUGGGUACUAGAUUGGACAGUUAUGCUGCACUACCUCCAUACUUACAAUACAAUGCCAUAUGUGCAAUGACAUGUUUUGCUAAUAUAACUCCACAUGUGCCUGUAUUAAAUGAUCUAUUUCUCUGUAA
Sardina pilchardus (European sardine) is the source of this 1624-nucleotide messenger RNA. It is a transcript of the gene eci2, whose product is annotated as enoyl-CoA delta isomerase 2. NCBI's taxonomy places the organism in Eukaryota, Metazoa, Chordata, Actinopteri, Clupeiformes, Clupeidae. Gene Ontology annotation, molecular function: delta(3)-delta(2)-enoyl-CoA isomerase activity; fatty-acyl-CoA binding. The transcript is spliced from 11 exons. The record is from RefSeq and is a predicted model, not a curated record. Gene Ontology annotation, cellular component: mitochondrion; peroxisome. The coding region runs from base 20 to 1294 and encodes 424 amino acids.